Messenger RNA from Hirsutella rhossiliensis, 777 nucleotides. Its product is annotated as polyprotein. The record is from RefSeq and is a predicted model, not a curated record. The transcript has 2 exons. NCBI's taxonomy places the organism in Eukaryota, Fungi, Ascomycota, Sordariomycetes, Hypocreales, Ophiocordycipitaceae. The coding region runs from base 1 to 777 and encodes 258 amino acids.
AUGAUCAGAGACAUCACGAUGGCAUACACACAAUCCCAGACCAAGCUGGCCCGUGUCAUCCUUGCAGCCCUUCCUCAAGAACUCAAAAGAAGAUAUCCAGAGGGAACAAUCCUGCGAAUCGUGAAGCCGCUAUAUGGCAUCGCAGAGGCAGGAGCCCACUGGUUCAACACAUAUCACGACCAUCACUGCCGCAAGCUUAAUAUGGAAACCUCUUCGUUUGACCCGUGCCUUCUGAUCACGGCAAACAACAUCGCCGACAAGGACCUGUUUGGCAUCGCGGCCUUGCAAACGGAUGACACAUUCAUUGUUGGCACAGAUGCAUUUCUCAAGAUCGAGGAGAAAGAACUCUGCUUUAAGGCCAAGCCAAAGAGAUUCUCCAAGAAGAAGGGCCAAGCCCAAAACCUCGAGGAGAUCAAUCUUCAGGCAUCAAGUAGGCAUCAGGAUUAUGCUGCUCAACGCGCCCGGGGGGCAUAUAUCGCUUCGAUUUGCCAACCCGAAGCAACAUACGAUUGUUCCGUUGCGGCACAAGCCCAAGAGCCCGUUAAUACCGACUUCAAGGCUUUGAACAAGCGGAUUGAAUGGCAGAUCAACAAUCCCGACCGUGGCCUAUGUUACAUACCCAUCGAUCUCGAGAGCGCGAAGAUCUUUGUGUUCACCGAUGGAUCAUUCGCCAACAAUAAGGAUUUAAGCUCUCAAAUCGGCUUUGUGAUUAUCAUCGCCAAUGAGACCGCGCAAUCAACCGAUUCAUUUUCCAUCCGCGGAAACAUUCUUCAUUGA